CUAAUAGUAAAAGCGCAGCACACUGGAUACUCUAUGAUGAUAUUUUCUUCCAAUCCAUGGCUGCUCGAGAGAAAUUGUAGCGUAAAAACGGCGGAUAAGCUACUAAUUCCUGUUGUCUAUGGCGACCAUUGUCAAAAUUCGACACGCUUUAACGAAAAGAUUGAAAUGUAUUCUAUAUUUUCAGCUGCAGACCAAACAGAUGUUCAUGUGAGAGUUUCAGAAGUCUCACAUGAUCUCAAAACGAUGGCAAAGUAUUUGGAGAAACUUUACUUUUGGUUUCGUCUUGGGUCCAAUUAUCACAUUGGAAUGGCUCCGACGAAAAAGAAAGCUCUGUUGGGCGACAACGGCGCUAGUUGACGAGGAGUCUGGUAACGAAGAAAUAGUUGAGGAGAGUCGAAGACAUUAUCUCCAACUCGGGACAAAUGCGUAUAUUGAAGGUGAAUUGCGACCCCUAAACUGCGCUACGAGUAACACUCGAACUGAUUGUGAAUUGACAAUAGGUGACAACAUGCGUAGUUUAAGAAUUACAGUGCAAAGUUUAAAGAGGGUCUUUCGAAGAAUUAUUUGCCACCUACCAAUUGGUCUUGGUUAUGUGGUUCUCACUCUGGUAGCGCUCCCUGUAGGUAUAUCAAGUGGGGAUUAUCUUUUUUUUCGAUUUGAUGAGAAUGAAGAAAAGCGCCAAAAUAAUUUCUGGGAUGUUCUUCUGCCAAAAAAUUCAGCGGCUCUGAUAUCAUACUUUGUCACUGUAUAUUGGCCAGUCGUUCAAAUCUUUAGUUUUCUCAUGUUCAGUAGGUUCGCUUGCAAGAGAACCUGGACUGUUUCAACGAACCUUUCAAAGGUUAUCAGGAGUGAUUGGUUUUCAUCCAACAUGUAUUUGCUUGUUCUUUGCGUGAUCAUACCGUAUUGUACGUAUGGGUCCAAAAAACAAAUAUGUAAUAAUUCACACGUUGAUUGGCAGUUUUUCUAUUUUACAGUGUGCAAUGUUAUGUACACAGUUUCCAAUUUUCUUUUUAUUAUCAUCCUCAACAAACACAAAGUUGUCACAAGGUAUGUGUUCUACAUCAGUGUUUGUAUGAUCUGUGCUUAUGUUGAAAGUGACAUAGUAGCUGUGUUUUAUUUCAUCCUCAAUUCUCAAGGCGCCCUGAACAACUUAAAACUCACCGUUCUUCGCACUGGAGCACUUGGCCUCACUUUGACUUUGAGUUUCAGUUCUUCAAUGCACAUAAUCGGCAAACUUAUGAAGCCACAGGAGUCUGUAUUCGAGGGACUGUCAGAGAAGUGAGUCACGGUUUUUCAAUGGGAUUAGGUAAGCAGAAUCUCUUGCCAUCCUUCAGUACCAGUUUUCAAAUAAUCUACGUGACAAAGUUUAACGUGAGCUAGACCAAAAAUUCCAUUGUUCUUUCCAGAAAAUAGAACUUUUCCGAAACUGAGUCGUGUUAUUGAGCAGGGUUAUGCCACUUUUGUACAGCCUCGUCAAGAAAAGAGCAUCGAAAUUCUUUGAGUAGCUGUUAACAGCUGUAAUUUAGAACAAUGCCGUUACCAACCAAAUAAUUGGUAUAGGUAAUUUUGGUGAAAAAUAUAGAGGAUUUGUAAACUUGGUAAUACGUGGUGGCGCGUGAAAAUUACCCAUUUAUAAAGUUAUAGAGGUAGCUUUCAUAGAAAAUGCUGAUAGACCAGUCGCAAUGUGACAGGAAUAUUCUAUAUCAGAACCUAUUAUUUUUUCUCAGUUUGACUUUGUUAGCUUUUGACUACAAAUCUUAAUAAUUUAGCAACAUGUCAUUUAUUUUUAUGACUGAUGUCAAGUAAUGAUUAUAUUACAAUUGAUUGCUUACUGAUUAGCCUCUUUUGGUAAAAGAAAAUGUAUCUUUGUUAAUUUCGAC
This is a messenger RNA of Pocillopora meandrina, 1880 nucleotides long. The record is from the annotation of a GenBank genome assembly. Lineage: Eukaryota; Metazoa; Cnidaria; Anthozoa; Scleractinia; Pocilloporidae.